AAAAGCUGUGCGUGAGCGAAACGGUCGUUCAAUCGGCCGCUAAACGGGAUCACAAACAGUUGAUCAGCUCGACGAGUCGUUUAAAUUGAAAUGAGUUUUAAUCUGUAGUUGAUUCAGUGAAAAUUGACAAAAACCAAAAAAAAAAAAAUAAAUAAACAAAUAUUUAGUGUUCAUUUGGAUAAUUAUUUGCAAUGGCACUGAAACAGAUUGCUAUCUGCUUGCUAUUUGGCUCAGUUUGGUGGACCAACGUAGACUCAUCGACGGAAUAUAAUCGUUAUGUGACGCAAAUAUUUCAGAAAUAUGGCACCGGUAACAAAAUCAGCUUUGAGGGUCUGGAGCAUUUGAUGUACAGCUUAGGACUCGGUCACAUCGAAUUCGAACCCACGCACACCAUAGAGGAGCACCGACCUAAGGGCUACAAUAUUAGCAAGAUGGUAAAUGCGACCAGAGCCUAUCCUAGCAAUGAUGAAGCAAUUGGCGAUGUGCAACUGUCCAUUUACCAGCUGGACGAGAACGUGGCCAAUAAAAUGGGUUCCAGUGGACGCAACCAGACCGUCCAGUUCCGAGAACUGCACGAUCCCAAGCAUCGCCAUCCCCGGGAGAGCAGUGUUUCCAUUGAUGGAGCACAGUCGUUGCCGGAGGCAGCAUGUUUAUCACCGAAAUCGUUGCUCGCACUGCUCGUGGAUCACGAAGAUCUGCAUCGGAAUACCAUGUACCGUCAGAUAGUCGAGACAAAGAAUCACAAUUCGGAGGAGGAGUACGACAAGUUCAUCAACAGUGUGCUAAUAACGCCCAAUGCAUUCAUGAAACUCUGCCCAGCGCUGCUGGCUCAGAUCGAUAAUGGGGUUUGCAUGCAGCCGGCGCCGCAUCCAACGCAAAAGAUUCUUGACAAAAAAGAUAAGAUUUGGAAUGCCUGGAUAUACGCCAGCAUCUCAAUGUUUGUGCUCUCAGCUUGUGGACUACUUGGAAUUCUGCUUGUGCCGCUCAUGAAGACGGUCGCCUAUCAGGAGAUCCUUAAGUUCCUUGUCGCCAUUGCGGUGGGCACAUUGGCUGGCGAUGCUUUCAUGCACCUGCUGCCACAUGCCCUGUUCACGGAGGAAAAACAUGAGCAUGCCGUGGAUAACAUGCGUCUGUCGCCGCAGGAACGGCAGCACCAGCACAGUACCGAGGCGGCACUGCUCUGUGGCAGCGCUUUCCUUGCAGCACUCUUCAUGUAUAUCCUGGAGAAUAUUAUUCCCCUGCUUAAAGGCGAUAAGUAUUGUCAUGGACAUAGCCAUGGCCACAGUCAUGGUCAUAGUCAUGGUCAUGGCCAUGGUCACGUUCACGAUCACAGCGCCAGCGAUGCGGGGAAACCACAGUCAGCAGUGGAAGCGCCGCCAGCUCGUGAACUGAACACCAUGCUGCAGGAGACAAAGUUGGAUCAGAAGACACCAAAUCGCCCGCUGACGCCAGUUGCCUUUAUGGUCAUCAUUGGCGAUGGCUUGCACAAUCUUACCGAUGGUCUGGCCAUUGGUGCCGCCUUUGCCAGCGACCCCGUUACUGGACUAGCCACUGCCUUUGCCGUUCUCUGCCACGAAUUGCCGCACGAAUUGGGCGACUUUGCGCUGCUGCUGCAAACGGGCGUCUCCAUACGGCGAGCCGUUUACAUGAACAUUGUCAGUUCGGUGCUGAGCUUUGUGGGCAUGUCCAUUGGCCUGCUGCUGGUGGGCAUCGGGGAUGGGAUGACGCAGUGGAUCUAUGCGGCGACAGCUGGCUCAUUCCUAUACAUUGCCUUUGCCGAUUUGGUGCCCACGAUGAGUGUGGCCCACAAUCCGGAUCAGGCUCGCGACCCCAAGGGCAUCUUAAUACAAAUAUUGGGCAUUUUUCUGGGUGGUGCCAUUAUGUUAAUAAUUGCGGUUAAUGAACAUGAUUUGGAGGGUUUGUUUAAACGUUUUUAGUUGUCAGUCAGAAUGUGUUCAGAAUCUCAAUACAAAGUAGCAGCUACAGUUAAUGUUGUUAAUAUUGUUAAAAUCAGCUCAAGUUGUAUUUGUGAAUUAAUUAAGUAAUUAAGAUUAAAUGUUUCGAUUCGCCAAUUGUACAGUUAAACAUUUCAAAAUUGUUAAGAAAUGUGUAAAGUUGUUGGAAAUUUAGCUGGAUUAAUAUCCCAGCAAGUGUAGCGAAAACUACGUGUUCAUAUGCCUAUAAGUAUAUGUUGUAUAUAGUAAAAAAUAUAUCUGUAACGAAUUCUUUUUUUUUUUCUUUAAAUCUACGAAAGCAUUAAGCACGACUUGCAGCUCUUUCCGGCAAAAGAGCUGGGCUCUUUAAUGUAUUUGUUAACAAUUACUAGAAUAUAGCUUUAAAUAUUAAAGAACACCAUUUUAGAAAUUAUACUAAGA
Molecule: messenger RNA, 2375 nt
Organism: Drosophila grimshawi
Lineage: Eukaryota; Metazoa; Arthropoda; Insecta; Diptera; Drosophilidae
Gene: Zip71B
Product: zinc transporter ZIP10
Exons: 5
Coding region: 192-1937 (581 amino acids)
Biological process (GO): zinc ion import across plasma membrane; intracellular zinc ion homeostasis
Cellular component (GO): membrane
Molecular function (GO): zinc ion transmembrane transporter activity
Source: RefSeq, a predicted model, not a curated record